Molecule: messenger RNA, 975 nt
Organism: Ostertagia ostertagi
Lineage: Eukaryota; Metazoa; Nematoda; Chromadorea; Rhabditida; Trichostrongylidae
Source: the annotation of a GenBank genome assembly
AUGGUAAAUUUUGUUUUAGUGCUGAUGACUGCCAUCAAUUGCAUAUCAGUGCGUGUUGCAACGUUUGUGCAAGACUUCUUCACCAUUGCAAAAGUGUUGGCUCUUAGUGUUAAUUAUUGGCACCGGAAUGGCAAGCCAGAAUACCGUGAAUCAUUCGAUAAUAUCUUCGAAAACACCUCCAAAGAUUUCUCUACCGUAUCCAUCGCGUUCUACUCAGGACUCUUUGCAUAUUCGGGAUGGAAUUUUUUGAACUUCAUGCGUUGGAAGCGUUGUCAGACUCCCAAAAGGAAUCUCCCAUUGGCAAUUGCAAUUUCGAUCUUUGUCAGAAACAAAUCCAUUUCACCAGAUGAAAUGCUUGAAAGCCCGGCGGUAGCUGUGUUGUUCGCCAACAAGCUGUUUGGUCCCUUCGCAUUCUGUAUGCCACUGUUCGUAGCCUGUUCAACCAUUGGAUCAGCAAACGGCGUGAUUUUCACGUCAUCAAGAUUAUUCUACGUUGGAGCUCGAGAGGGUCAGAUGCCGCAAGUUUUGACGAUGAUCAACAAGAAUACCCGAACACCUAUACCGGCAGUGAUAGUCACUGGAGGCCUAGCACUCGGCUACCUAGUCUUGUCAAAGAAUGUCUAUUCGCUCAUCAACUACAUUCAAAUCACUUAUUGGUUGGCCAUAGGUGCGGCCAUGGCUGCACUAUUCUAUCUACGAAAAACAAUGCCGGAUGCUGAAAGGCCUAUUAAGGUCUCGUUAGUAUGGCCAGCAAUUUUCAUGGCAGGAUGCGCAGCUUUGGUUGUGAUACCGAUUAUGGCUGCUCCUAAAGAUACUGCCAUCGGUUUGCUGAUUAUGCUGUCUGCCGUGCCAGUCUACCUCGUUUUCAUUGCGUGGAAAAACAAGCCGAAAUUCGUCGACAAUUUGACGGAGUCGUUCACGGUUCUCGUGCAGAAAUUGUUCAUGGUAGUCGACGACAACACUAAGGAAGAAUAG